UCCCCUCUGCACUCAUCCUGGAGUUAUUGUAGUCAACUUCCCCACCACCACAACCAAGCUCUUCAGAACAGUCCCGGAGUUUCCUGCAUCACAGCAAGAGGGCUCUGUGCUUUCUUGCCGCAACGUCCUUUAUCUUCUGGAGCAAAACUAAACUCAGAAGGCCAGUAAUCCAAAAACAAAAACUUGGAUUUGUACGCUGAGAACUUGCAUUUUACUUGUUGGGGCAAGUAGCAGAGGGCUCCAGAGAGGUGCUAGGCUGAGAGAGGACUUAAAAGCACAAGAUGGGUGACUGGGGCUUCCUGGAGAAGUUACUGGACCAAGUGCAGGAGCACUCAACGGUCAUCGGCAAAAUCUGGUUGACGGUCCUCUUCAUCUUCCGCAUCUUGAUCCUGGGCCUCGCCGGGGAGUCCGUGUGGGGAGAUGAGCAGUCAGACUUUGUUUGCAACACCAAGCAGCCCGGCUGCCCCAAUGUCUGCUAUGACAAGGCUUUCCCCAUUUCCCACGUCCGUUACUGGGUCCUGCAGUUCCUCUUUGUCAGCACACCCACCUUGGUCUACCUGGGGCACGUCAUCUAUCUCUCCCGGCUUGAGGUGAAACUCAAGGAGCGGGAGAGUGAGCUCCGGGCUCUUCAGUCUAAGGAUUACAAGGUGACCGCCAUGCUGGUGGCGGUGGAGAAGAAGAUGGCCAAGAUCUGCGUGGCGGAGGAUGGGCGGAUUAAAAUCCGCGGGCCUCUGAUGUGGACCUACACCAUUAGUGUGGUCUUCAAGAGCAUCUUUGAGGCUGGCUUCCUCCUUGGCCAGUGGUACCUAUAUGGUUUUGUAAUGCAUGCCCGCUAUGUCUGUCAGGGGGACCCGUGCCCACACCAUGUGGACUGCUUUAUGUCCCGCCCCACUGAAAAAACUAUCUUCAUCCUCUUCAUGCUGGUGGUGGGCUUGAUCUCCCUCGUUCUCAACCUUCUGGAGCUCUUUCACCUCUGCUGCAAGAGCCUGCUCCACAACACCAAGGAAAGAGACUGCUGUUCCCCCUCCUCUGCUCCUCCCAUGCCCUGUGAGGCCAACAGCUUCCCCAACAAGCUUUGCGGUGUGCCUGAGGAGGCUUAUCCCGACAAGGCUUUCUUCUACCUCCCAAUGAAUGAGAGGCCUUCUCCGCCCUACCAGGCAUACAACAAACUUUCCAAUGAGCAGAACUGGGCCAACUACAACACAGAAGAAACCUUGGCCUUGCAAGGCAGGAAUAAGCCCCCAGACGUCUUUGCCACGGAAGCCCCCAUAGUCCAUCUCUCUCAGGAAAGGCAGUCGAGCCGGCCUAGCAGCAGUGCUUCCAAGAAGCAAUAUGUCUAGCAAGCAAAGCAACCAUUACAGAAGAUGGAUGUUGUCUUCCUUUGUGGCAACUCUGGGUUUACUGAACUAAUUAGCCUUCCUGGCAAUGGAUGGCUGCCUUCCGAUUUUGACAAAAGUGUCCAUGUCUCAAAUGUUCUUCUCAGGGGCCGCCUAGUUUUCUACCAUGUGAAACCUGCUGUACCAAGUAGAGCUAUCCUGACUUUCAUAUAGACAUAAACUGAACCUUCCAGGUAGAGUCGACCAUGGGACAUCUUCUGGGCCAAUGAAAUGGCUGGUUCACGGACAUUCAGUCAUCCAAGUGUCGAAGGGUGACUAGCUGAUUGGUGGAGGGGCAUUCGUUGGUCUUCUAUUUGUGUUAGGCCUUGCAGGUGAGUAUGGGUAGCAGCAAC
This is a messenger RNA of Lacerta agilis (Sand lizard), 1729 nucleotides long. RefSeq names its product gap junction protein alpha 4 (gene GJA4). Gene Ontology annotation, cellular component: connexin complex. The record is from RefSeq and is a predicted model, not a curated record. NCBI's taxonomy places the organism in Eukaryota, Metazoa, Chordata, Lepidosauria, Squamata, Lacertidae. The transcript has 3 exons. Gene Ontology annotation, biological process: cell communication. The coding region runs from base 282 to 1340 and encodes 352 amino acids.